Molecule: messenger RNA, 725 nt
Organism: Cuscuta epithymum
Lineage: Eukaryota; Viridiplantae; Streptophyta; Magnoliopsida; Solanales; Convolvulaceae
Source: the annotation of a GenBank genome assembly
CUUCGAAAUGACUAUCUUAAACUCCCUCUCCUAAGCUAGAAGAAAUGCAGGCGGCACUAUUACUUUCUGGUGGCUAUGGUUUCAGGUGCUUUCCCAAGUCCCUCUCCAUCUUCCAGAAGAGGCGUUUGCAAGUGUUUUCUUCCAAGAAGACACCUCCAAGUCAUCUUCCAGCUGCCAAGCUUAUUUCUUCAGAAAAGAAGGAGUACUCAAUGAGUGUGGAAGAGUCUUUGGCUAGCAAGUUCAAGAUUUUAGAUGCUGGAAUGUCAUUCUGCUCCAACACUUUGACUGUAAGUCUGGCUUUCUAUGGUGCUGUUCACGUGAUGCUCAAGUUUUUUGGGAAGGAUGAAAAGCUCAAGGACAAAAUCAAUGGCUAUGCUUUAAUGUUGGCCACUUGUGCACUGAUCGGGCUUGGAUGGAGAAAUCCACACAUCGUGAAGACUAUAUUUAAGUUGUUUUUUUGAUUCCAAUAUUAACUAUGUCUAAUUUAACUAUUUUAAAUGUUCUGGUUUGGGUCAGGGGUGGUGCUGGUGCCCCCUUCGCCGGAAACUAUGAAGUAUCUAUUAGUAGUGAGUAAUAAUAUCCGGGUGCCGCUAAAGCUCCGGUCUACCCUGUUUCCUCUAAAAUAUGGUCUGCAUAAGCUUUUGCUCUGGCCCUGCCCCUUACUAUGGGUUGUUAUCAAGGUUUAACUAUGUUUUGUAAUGGUCUAUUCAUCUUUUCUUGUCGUC